This is a messenger RNA of Kuraishia capsulata CBS 1993, 888 nucleotides long. RefSeq lists its product as uncharacterized. NCBI's taxonomy places the organism in Eukaryota, Fungi, Ascomycota, Pichiomycetes, Pichiales, Pichiaceae. The coding region runs from base 1 to 888 and encodes 295 amino acids. Gene Ontology annotation, cellular component: mitochondrion. The record is from RefSeq and is a predicted model, not a curated record. The transcript has a single exon.
AUGAUUGUCACAAGAAGCUGCUUCUCGCGAUUGUUUUCGAGACAAUUCUCGCAAUCUGCAACGAUUGAUACGGUUCCGCUUGUAUUUGACAAACAUGCAGGACCAGAAUCCCCUAAUGCCCCGAUCGUGUUCCUGCACGGACUCUUCGGGUCGAGGCUGAACAACCGGUCUGUUUCCAAGCAACUGGCGAAGAGACUUUUGCGGGAUGUCUACUGUGUUGAUCUGAGAAACCACGGAGACUCCCCCCACAAUUCCCGCCACGAUUAUCCCGCGCUUGCGGCAGAUGUUGCUCGAUUUUUUGAAGACCAUUCCUUGGAGAACCCUAUUGUUAUAGGCCAUUCCAUGGGUGCCAAAACGGCAAUGGCUUUGGUACUCGAGCACCCACGACUUUGCUCAAUGAUGAUUGCUGUGGAUAAUGCUCCGGUGGAUAACUCUGGAUAUUUCGGAACGGGUUUCUCAAAGUUUGGCAAGUAUGCGAGGCAGAUGCGCAUUGUCGAGCAGCGCUGCCAUUCUAGCAAAGAGGCAGAUGCAGUGUUAGCACAAGUUGAAGACUCACUCCCGGUUCGCCAGUUUCUCAUGAGCAAUCUCAAGCGCAAGGGUGAUCACUACACCAGUCGGGUUCCGUUAGAGAUUCUAGCAAAAAGUCUGGAUAACGUUGGCGCCUUUCCGUUUGAUCCACUCUACUCAAGAUGGACUGGUCCAAGUCUUUUUGUAAGAGGAGCAGACAGUCCGUACAUUUCGGACGAGAUGGUGGUGGAGAUCGGCAAGUUUUUCCCAAAUUUUGAGGUCCGCGAUGUCCAAGGAGCAGGUCACUGGCUGAUUAGCGAGAAGCCAAAAGAGUUUAUUGAUAUAGUGGUGGAGUACAUUGAGAGGAUUGAGGAUGAAUAG